AUGUCGCAGCUUACGCUUGACCGAGUCGACCAUAAAGUCCGGGAGAGUGUUAUUUCGAGUGCGUCGACUGGUCAUACCGAGGAUGUUGCAGAAUACGUUCACGACGGUGGGCUUAAAGCAUGGCUUACUGUCUUCGGGGCGUUCUUGGCCCUGUUCUGCACAUUCGGACAGCUAAACUCAUUCGGAACCUUCCAAUCAUGGUACACGGAACACCAGCUGCACAACUUACCAUCUUCAACCAUCUCUUGGAUUGGAUCUCUGCAGCUCUGGGUGUUCUUCUUUUCGGUCAGGACUCGCCACGCUCCUCACGCGUUACAUGCGCCUAACAAAUUAGUACAGGGUGGUUUUGUCGGUCGACUAUUUGACCAACAUGGCCCAAGAGUCCUCAUGAUUCCUGGGACGGUAAUCCUGGUAUUCAGCAUAAUGAUGACAAGCAUAUCAACCGCUCUUUACCAGUACAUCCUCUGUCAAGGCAUCCUCUUUGGCCUUGGCGUGGGCAUGAUAUUUUAUCCAGCUGUCGCCGCCGUAUCAACCCAUUUUCACCGCUACAGGGGAACCGCCCUCGGGAUAGCCAUAGCCGGCUCUGGGUUAGGUGGUGUCGUUUAUCCUAUCAUGCUCCGUCGUCUUUUCUUGCAGGUAGGCUUCGGAUGGGCCGUGCGCAUAUCUGGUUUCGUCUGCCUCGCAUUAUGCCUGGUUGCAUUAGCGACGGUCACCAGCCGGAUACCUGCAGGACGCCGUGUCAGACCCUGGUUUAACUCCGGAAUGUUCUAUGACGCCCGUUUCGUGCUCACGGUUGUCGCGAGUAUAUUCAUUUCAUUUGGCCUCUUUAUUCCCAAUUUCUACAUCGUUGAUUAUGCGAUUGCACAGUCCGUCUCUCCCACGACUGCGUUCUAUGUUCUGGCCAUCAUGAACGCUGGGAGCGUCCCGGGGCGGCUUGCGCCGCCAUUUCUCUCCGACGCGUUCGGCAGGUUCAACCUCAUCGUUCCCUGUGCCUUCUUGGCCGGGCUCUUGGCGCUUGUCCUAUGGACAUCCGCGCGAAGUUUGGCAACGAUUAUCCUGUUUUCGGUGCUGUUUGGCUUCUUCUCGGGCGGAUUCAACGCGUUGAUCGUAUCAUGUAUUGCACAAAUAUCCGAUGUCGAGGAGGUUGGAACGAGGGUGGGGAUGCUAUACACCAUUAUUUCAUUCCCAUCACUUGGAGGCGGCCCUGCUGCUGGCGCUUUGCUCAAGUUCAAUCACGGAUCGUACACAGGAAUGAUCAUCCUCAGCGGUGCAACUUUAAUGACUGGAUCAUUAUGCAUGCUUGGUGCACGCCUGAAAAUUGACCGCUAUUCUGAUAGGGCGGACGAUUGGCUAGCAACGAUGUCGAGGUAUCCAGAGGCAGACGAGGCCCAGUAUGGCCACUAUAACGACGGUCACGGUCCCUAUCCAACUUACUCGAAUCCCUACGAGUCUCAGUACCAUCCACAGCAGCAGUACGAGCUUCAGCCGACGCCCGUUCCGUAUGAACACGAGCACCAGCCUUUCCAGCCACUACACGCGGAUCCCAGCAUGCCAUUCGUAGGGUCACAAUCUCCUCCACAUCCUAGCAUGUACCACUCGCCCCCACCGCCUCUUAAUCCAUUCACGAAUCCCGCGCACUCAAUAUCCCCUCCUCCGCAUUUAGGGCCGCCGAUACACCCAGGAUCACCGCCCUUGCUCCAUGCGCAGUCGGCGGACUAUCUGAAUCCUGGUUAUGGCAACAUGCACAGCGUCACUCCUCCACCCGUCCACAUUCAGCAUUCUCCUAUAUCGCUAUACGAUUCGGGUCCCUCUACGGAAGCAUUCAAUGAUCCAGAUGAGGAUUUGGACGAUGCUGGAGACUAUCCGCUGCUGCGACGCAAUCACAGCCUGGAGUCGGCAAGUCUGCCCAUACCAGGUGAAUACGCGGCUGUGGGACAGGAGGAUAGGGAUGAGGAGACGAACAUCAGGUACGGUCGAAUUCCACAACGUGUUCCGCGACGACACAAGACGAUCAAAAAGGUGGAGCUGUUCCAGGGCAACUUUGUUCUGGACUCGGCCGUGCCUACGAAACUGCUGAAAAUGUGCGGCUUGCAGAACGAGCGCGAGUUCACGCAUAUGCGGUACUCUGCGGCGACCUGUGACCCGAACGAUUUCAAAGAUUCUGGCUUCACGCUGCGCCAGGUGCAAUACGAUCCGCCCCGACGGACGGAGCUGUUCAUCGUGAUGACCAUGUACAACGAGGACGAGGAACUGUUCUGCCGCACAAUGCAUGGUGUGAUGAAGAACAUCGCGCACCUGUGCAAGCGUGACCGCAGCAAGACAUGGGGGAAGGAUGGGUGGAAGAAGGUCGUGGUGUGCAUCGUGUCGGACGGGCGACAGAAGAUCAACUCGAGGACGCUGAGCGUGAUUGCGGCGAUGGGGGCGUACCAAGAAGGUGUUGCGAAGAACAUUGUGAACGGGAAACCGGUCACCGCACAUAUCUAUGAGUACACAGCUCAAAUCUCCGUCUCGCCCUCAAUGAAGCUGGAGGGCGCAGAGAAGGGGAUUGUUCCCGUGCAGAUCAUUUUCUGCCUGAAGGAGAAGAACCAGAAGAAGAUCAACUCGCAUCGGUGGUUUUUCAAUGCCUUCGGUCCGAUCCUCCAGCCUAAUGUGUGUGUGCUGCUGGAUGUGGGAACCAUGCCCGGACCUACAUCCAUCUACCACCUGUGGAAGGCGUUUGAUAUCAAUUCAAAUGUAGGCGGAGCAUGUGGUGAGAUUGUUGCUCUGAAAGGCAAAUAUGGGCAAAACUUGAUUAACCCUCUUGUUGCUGCUCAAAACUUUGAGUACAAGAUGUCCAACAUCCUUGACAAGCCUCUUGAAUCGAUCUUCGGUUUUAUAACGGUGCUGCCGGGUGCUUUUAGUGCAUACCGAUACAUUGCCUUGCAGAAUGAUCACACGGGUGAAGGUCCGUUGCAGAAGUACUUCCUUGGUGAGAAAAUGCAUGGUGCUGGAGCAGAUAUCUUCACGGCAAAUAUGUACCUGGCAGAAGAUCGAAUUCUAUGUUGGGAACUAGUCUCGAAGCGGGGCGGCGCAUGGAUCUUGCAUUACGUCAAAUCUGCCUAUGCAGUAACCGAUGUACCCGAUCAGGUCCCCGAGCUUAUCUCUCAGCGACGACGAUGGCUGAAUGGCUCGUUCUUCGCGGGAAUCCAUGGCACAGUAAAGUUUCACUACAUCUACCGGUCGUCGCACACGCUCUUGCGCAAGUUUUGGAUUCAUGUCGAAUUUAUUUAUCAAACAUACAAUUUGCUGUUCUCAUGGUUUUCUCUGGGCAAUUUCUAUAUUUUCUUCAUCAUCCUCAGCGACGCGCUGGAAGAUCCAUCAUUCCAUUUAGGCACGGCUAUCUCAGUCGUCAACACCAUCUUGAACUAUUUCUACCUCGGUCUUCUGAUCAUGUGUUUCCUACUGUCACUCGGUAACAGGCCACAGGGUGCGAAAUGGGGCUACACGUUAGCAUUUGUGGGCUUCGCAUUCAUCACAGUGUAUAUGACCGCCGCAGCAUUCUUCCUUGCCGUGAAGGGGAUCCAGAACGUUAUUCAUGCCGAUGGCCCCUUGACUGUUUCGUCCCUGUUCGGCAAUGCCAUUUUCCGGGACAUUGUGUUGUCUGUCCUGUCCACAUACGGGCUAUACAUAUUGGCAUCGCUCAUUCAUUUCGAGCCAUGGCAUAUGAUCACGUCCUUCUUGCAGUACCUGUUGAUGGCGCCAUCAUAUAUCGCGGUGCUCAACGUCUACGCAUUUGCGAACGUCCAUGAUGUCUCGUGGGGUACCAAGGGGGAUAACAAAGUUUCCACGGAUCUAGGAGUUGUCACGACUGGGAAGAACAAGAAUGAAGUCGAAGUCGCUGUACCAACCGCAGAAACGGAUAUCAAUGCUGCAUACGACGAUGCCAUCCAUGUUCUCCAGACAAAACCACCCAAGGAGGAUUCCAAGCCCGACCCCCAAACCGAACAGGAGGACUACUAUCGAGGUUUUAGGACAAAAUAUAACCUAGUGCUGUUAUCGUGGACACUGUCAAAUGGUCUACUGGCAGCGAUUAUCAUAACGCUAACGGGUAAAGCGUCUGAUAAGGGCGCGACAGCGACCGUUGACGGGUAUAUGGCCUUUAUCCUAUUUUCUGUCGCCGGUCUUGCGUUCGUCCGCUUUGUCGGUUCGACGGCUUAUCUUUUGGUCCGGUUGUUUGCUGGUGAAUGA
Molecule: messenger RNA, 4227 nt
Organism: Fibroporia radiculosa
Lineage: Eukaryota; Fungi; Basidiomycota; Agaricomycetes; Polyporales; Fibroporiaceae
Exons: 26
Coding region: 1-4227 (1408 amino acids)
Biological process (GO): transmembrane transport
Cellular component (GO): cell periphery; cell septum
Molecular function (GO): chitin synthase activity; transmembrane transporter activity
Source: RefSeq, a predicted model, not a curated record